Molecule: messenger RNA, 5182 nt
Organism: Hydra vulgaris (swiftwater hydra)
Lineage: Eukaryota; Metazoa; Cnidaria; Hydrozoa; Anthoathecata; Hydridae
Product: rho GTPase-activating protein 45
Biological process (GO): signal transduction; activation of GTPase activity
Molecular function (GO): GTPase activator activity
Source: RefSeq, a predicted model, not a curated record
UUUAUUUUGAAAUAGCCUAAUUUUUAUAAUGAGGAAGUUUUGCAAUCAAAGUUGGUUAGUUUCUUUGCCAUGAGACGAUCUUUAAUACCUGGCUUUAUAAAGCGCCGAUCAAGUCUUUUUUCAAGUAAAGACUCUGAUAGUUCAGAUUUUAACGAAUAUUCGGAUGUAUCUAAAGAAAGCGAUUUUUACAGCGAAGAAAUCAAAAUAAUACGCGAAAGAUACAAUGGUGAAUUAGAGCGUUCAAUUAGUGAUGGUAGUAGUUGUUUUGACGAAAGUUUAACAAAAAAGAAGUCUCAAGUAGAUAAUGACAGCAUUACUAGCAGUAAUAAACACAGAAGUAGUUGUUAUGAAAACAUUUUUGAAAAAAGUAAUGUCAACAAUAGUUUAUCAAAUUUGGAAUUAAGUAGACAAUCAGCUUUUGAAGAAACACAAAUGGUUGAUCAAGAAGAUAUAAUAGCACUGACUCGUCACGUUAGAAAUUUUUCUGAUGCUCUUAAUAAUUUGAGAAAUACAUUCAAAGAAAGUAUAGUAGAUGGUGUUUAUAAUGAAUCAGCAUGCCAAGAGCGGUCACAUGAAAGACUUAGCGAUGUUCUAACAUUGUUAAAAGAUGUGCUGGCAAAGUAUCCUCCUCUUCAUUCUCCAGAUAUUUUAAGAGCAGCUACUAAUAUAAUAGGAAAAAUAAAAGCCUAUAAUUAUGCUGGAGGUAAAGAUGGUCCAACAGAUUUCUAUGCAGCUAUUGAUCAGCUUGCUUUAUCAUUUAGCAGCAGUGUCUCUGAUUUUUUGAUGGGUGAUAAAGAUAUGUCAUUGCAAAGUCCAACAGAGAAUCUGACAGAUCAAUUUGAUGAUCCUGAUGAAGAUCCUGAGGAUGAUGAAUCUUAUGAAAAAGAAAGUGACGACUUUUUAGAGAAAAGUGAAAAAGAGAAUAGUUCAAUAUAUAAUAAUUAUGUUGAGGAUGUUCCUCAUCCGUCUUCACCUACGAUAUUACUUGAACCGGAAAAGCCAGAUUUCCCACCAUCAUCAGAUGAAUUGAGUAAGGCUUUGUUAGAUAUUGAAGACAGCGUGGAAAUAUCUUUAACACGGACAAAAGUCUGGGCAAAGUAUUCUAAAGAUAUUCUUAGUUACAUUGAACGGCGUGCGCAUCUGGAAUUGGAAUUUUGUAAGCAAACGUCAAAGCUUUCUUCACAGACACGCACAUCAAUAUUAGAAGGGAGUUAUCUUCCAUUUCAAUCUGUUUACGUUACUGCAUUGGAGAACGACAUCUCGUUUGCUCAAGUAUACCAAAAAUGUUACGUAACUCAGUUUGCUCAAAUAGUUGAAACAUUAAAAGAACGACAAAAAGAUCAUGAUAAUAAAAGAUCAAAAUUAAAAUUGAAAUGGAAGAAUGAGCUCAAGAUAGUUGCUGAAAGUCGUGAAAAUCUAAGGAUCGCUAAGAAAACAUACAUCCAAAAACAAAAAGAUCUUGAAAAGUACCUUAAACAACAGCAAGAAGGAAAAGAAGAUACAACUAAAUUUACCAUUGGUAAAAAAAAGCAUCAAGAGGACUUUAAAAAAAGUGCUGAUGAAAGUGAGGAACAAUACAAACUCUGUGUUGAGGAAGCAAAUGUUCGUCAGCAUGAAAUACAGAGAGUUAAAGCUGAUGUUUUGUUAGAUCUACGUCAGUUAAUUUAUCAAUGUGAUAAAACAAUGAAGUCUGUAACAAUAGCUUACUUCAAGAUGAUGGAAGGAUUGUUUAAUGUUCUUCCAACACAAUACAAAACACUGGCUGAAAGUAGUAAAGGCUAUGAAGAAGGCCAGCAGUUUGCAGAAUUUGUGCGCCUGCAACAAUCUACACUUAAUCAAGCUAUGAUACCAAAAUAUAGUUUUGAAAAAUAUAAAGGAGAGGGAGUGAAAAGCUCAAUUCGACAAAAUCAAGAUGUUCUUGCUAUAUCAAGUGAAGAUUUUUCACCAGCAUUUAUGCCUAUAACUCCUCGUACGCUGCAACGUAAAAAUAGUACCAAUUUACCUGAUUCUGAAAGACCAACUUCACCUUUUGGUGUGGUAGCGAAACGGCCAACCUGGGGAACUGGAAAAAAGGAGUCAGCUACUGAUGACACAGAUAGCAAUACAGAUAGAUCAAUGCCAGGUUCUCCUCAUGAUAGUCCAACAAAUCAACGAAAACAAUAUAAUAUUCCAUUAUCAGAUGAUGAACAAGAUGUUAAAGAAGAGACAAAAAAAUCAGAACCAGGUCCGUUUCGUAACCAAAAGCUUUCUCUCGCUGCUAAAAUGCAUAAAUUCCGUAAGCUUCGUGCUCCUGCUAGAUGUAAAGAAUGUGAUAGUUAUGUAUACUUCAAUGGUGCAGAAUGUGAAAAGUGUGGUUUAAUUUGUCACAAAAAGUGUUUAGAAAAGUUGGCUAUCAAAUGUGGUAACAAACGGUUACCUCGUAAAAUGACAACAUUUGGAGUUGACUUUCAACAACAUUUGCUUGCCACAAAACGAACUGAUAUUCCAUAUAUCAUUGAAAAGUGUAUAAAUGUAAUUGAUGAAAAUGGUUUAAGUGUUAAGGGAAUUUACAGGGUUUCAGGAGUAAAAUCUAAAGUAGAAAAACUUUGUCAGCAAUUUGAGUCAGGAGGAGAUUUGGUUGAUCUUUCUAAUACUCCUCCACAUUUUGUUGCUUCAGUUUUAAAGCUGUAUCUAAGACAGCUUCCGGAACCUCUAUUGACAUUUAAGAUGUACCCAUUAUUUAUAAAGCUUGCCAAGGAAAGUAUGAAUUUAAAACUAUCUCCCUCUGAUAUUGAUAAAAUGACUGAAGCAGAAUGUGCCCAAUAUGAGGAGAUCAUAUCUCAGCUUCAUGAAAUAGUAAAGCAAUUGCCAAGUGCUAACUAUUUUACUGUCGAAAAACUUAUCAGACAUUUGAAAAGAGUUGCAGAUAGAUCAGAUGAUAACCAAAUGGGUGCUGCAAAUUUAUCUAUUGUGUUUGGACCAACAUUACUUAGGCCUGAAGGUGAUUCAAGUUCAUUAGCAGCAGUAAUGGAUAUGGGUCAUCAAACCAAAGCUGUCGAACUCCUUAUUCUGAACACUAGUAUUUUUGGAAUUGUAAAUAGUUCUAUUAAUAAUGAGGUAUUGAAAAGUAAGAACAAAAGUAUUUCACAAAAAAGAAAUGGUAUUGGUUCAGAAAGUUCUCCAAAUACUUCUAGACAAGAAAGUGUUUCUAGCGUUGGAGCUGAAUUUACAAGAGAGAUAAUGUCUAUGGUGGAUACUGGUCUGCCAAAAACUGAUGAGUCUCAAGAGACUAGUGCUAUUGAUUUAAAACGUCAUAUGAGUUUAAAUGAGUAUCAUGACCCCGAUAGAGAAUCUGACAUAUUAGGUGACCUUCCUUCGGCACACCAUAACUUCGUUUCUAAAAAUAACUCACAGGCCUCUACGAGAAGUGGACAAUCCACAGAUACUGACUAUGAAUCUGCACACGAACAACUUUCAUCUUUAGAAUCACUUUUAGUAGGUGAUAGUUGUGGAGUUCAUUCAAGUCCAGACUGCACUUCUAAAGAUGAAAAUCCGGAGGACGAUAAUGCGUGGAUGGAAAGAUUUGGUAAAGGCUUAAUAGUAAGGCAGAGGAGCUUGUCUACUAAUGAAAUCCCAUCUAAUUUAGAGCACUUUAAAUUUCCAAUAAACGCCAAUAAUCGUAAGAAUUCGAUGUUUACUCGUCUUGAAACUACUACAUACUCUUUUUCUCUUGGAGGUACCCAAGAUAACGCUGAAGAAUCUUCUCCUAGUCCUAACUCUCCUGCGUGGGUAAAACGGGACGUUAAAGAUAAAGUUUCUGUACGGAAACUGAAACCUGUUACUAUCAAAGCAACAGUUUCUCAGAAUUCUUCCCCGCAAUCUUCUCCAAUUUUAUUAAAAACGACACCAUUUGUUUUGCAAGACAUUAAAGGCAAUAAAAAGGAACACAAAGAACUUAUAGAAACUACAAAAGCAAUUAGUGAUUCUUCAUUUUUAGGAAUGGAUGAGAAAGACGGUUUGUCUCCUUCAUUAAAGGUUAACAUCUCAAAACUUCAAAGUUUAGGUGACCAAAACAGUGUUUCUUCUAAUGCUUCUAUGUUUUUAAAACAAGCUCCUCCAACAUUUCCCAAACCAAAAAAAACAUUAGACAAAAAAAGCUGGACCGCAGAUUUAAUAAAAAGUAAAAAUCAACUUUCUCCCGAUGCUCUUCAGACUGGUUCGUUGAAUGAUAAAACUAAACGCCGUGAUGAAGAUGCUAGAGUUGAAGACGAUAAUGAACUGAAUAGAAAUGGGACAGGAAAUAAAUCUGUUAAAGAGAUUCUAACAAAAUUUGAAACAUCAACUAGUCGUAAUGUUAAAACUGAUAAAGAUGGACUGACAGAACGCUAUGUAUAAGUAAAAGGUGUAUUGGUCAAACCUGGUUCCAGCCUGACCUGGUUAUAGGGUGUUUUAAUGUUACAUGCAAUGUGAACCUCUGCUUCUGUCUAGCAAAUAUUUUAUAUCUUGUUCAUUUAAAACAAUAUGGAUGAUAAAGAAUGAGGUACCAAAAAUUCGCAAAUUUUCUAAUAUCUAGUACGCUACUGCUUCCGACUGAGUUUGCGUAUUUUACCGAAAUAAUAAAGAAGCAUAUUUAAAAACAGCUAACCAUAUCAUCCAGGUGAAUGGUUAAUUCUUUUUAAUUUGGUCAAUAUUUAUGCACAUUUUAUAAAAGCCGUUUAAUGAUUUGCUUUUCAUGAAUUUGAAUAAUCUUCUCGGAAUCUCUUGAGGAAAUUUAUAUCUAAGCUUUUAUUUGUAUAUAGAAUUAUAACAAUUGUUUUAAAAUAAUGGAAAUUUAGUAAGCUAUAAUUUAUAUAAUGAAUCCAGGAUCUAUUUCACUAGAUGAAUUUAAAAUUUUAAGGAUCAACCUUAUGUGACCUCUGCUAUCCAAUCACUUGUGUCUUUCCUAUGCAUAAAUUAUUUUCUGACAAAAAAUUUUAUUAUUUUUUAUUUAUUUUUUCCUCAUGUCUUUUAAUAAAAAUUUUUUAAUUGCGUUGCAGGAGUUGUGACGCGGUAGACUGGGCUCUAAUAUUUCUAUAAUAUAUUUUCGUACAUAAAUUUCUAUAUAAAUUUAUAUUUUUGUAUCAAGUUUUAUUAUAUUCUUUUUGUGGUUUAUGCAAAACACUGUGAAAAGUUUUGUGAAUUUGUACAAAAAACUAUUUUUUUA